AUGGCUACUAUAGCAUUUGUCGCCAUCUGCAUCGUCAUAUCGACGCACUACCCUUCCAUUUUCUCCUGCUUUUCUCUCUUGUUAUAUUUCCCCGUUUCAUUCCUAAGAAUCCCGGACUUUUCCCCAGUCACCGUUUACUUAAUCUUCUCUUAUAGCCUUACAACUCUGUCUCGUCUCCUUCAACGAUAUCCGGCAAGGGAAGUUGUGUUCGCCUCUCCUUCCUUUUCCCUUACGCCCAUGGCAAAGCUGGUUAGUCAGGAGGGCUAUAGAUAUAUUUGCAACCAAGAAAACGGCACCCAACAACCAUUCCUACAUUUACCAUAUACCUGCAUCAGCGUGUCCCUUUUUCUUUUCACGUCUUUUUCUUCUUUAACUGCUCUGACUACGUUUUUCUUUCCUUCCUUUCGUUCUUUUGCUUUCUUUUGUCAUCAACACGUUUCUUUAUUUUCAUUUUCAUUUUUAAGCCAGUUUUCUGCUGUACAUUUAUUCCUUUCUUUUCUUUCAUUGAUUUUUUCUUUUUCCCCAUUUCGUCGAUUUUUUCUUUUCCUCCCUUUCGUCGAUUUUUUUCUUUUCCUCCCUUUCGUCGAUUUUUUUUUUCUUUUCUUCCCUUUUGUCGAUUUUUUUCUUUUCUGCCCUUUCGUCGAUUUUUUUUUCUUUUCCUCUUUUUUGUCGAUUUUUUCUUUUCUUCCCUUUCGUCUUUUUUUUUUCAUUUUCUUCACUUUCGUUGAUUUUUUCUUUUCCCCCUUUUUGUCGAUUUUUUCUUUUCCUCUUUUUUGUCGAUUUUUUCUUUUCUUCUCUUUCGUCGUUUUUUUUUUCUUUUCUUCCCUUUUGUCGAUUCUUUUUAUUUUCCUCUUUUUUGUCGAUUUUUUCUUUUCCUCAUUUUUGUCGAUUUUUUCUUUUCUUCUCUUUCGUCGAUUUUUUUUUCAUUUUCUUCACUUUCGUUGA
Messenger RNA from Acanthosepion pharaonis, 945 nucleotides. The record is from the annotation of a GenBank genome assembly. NCBI's taxonomy places the organism in Eukaryota, Metazoa, Mollusca, Cephalopoda, Sepiida, Sepiidae.